This is a messenger RNA of Salpingoeca rosetta, 4183 nucleotides long. RefSeq lists its product as uncharacterized. Gene Ontology annotation, biological process: regulation of transcription by RNA polymerase II. Gene Ontology annotation, molecular function: DNA-binding transcription factor activity, RNA polymerase II-specific; RNA polymerase II cis-regulatory region sequence-specific DNA binding. Gene Ontology annotation, cellular component: chromatin. Bases 948 to 3266 code for a protein of 772 amino acids. The record is from RefSeq and is a predicted model, not a curated record. The transcript has 2 exons. NCBI's taxonomy places the organism in Eukaryota, Choanoflagellata, Craspedida, Salpingoecidae.
CUCAAGAGCACAAACACAAUACCCAAACUCGACUAACCGUCCCGCCAACCACCAACCAAGCAACUACGCGCCACCACCCUCCAUUCACGACGCAACCUUUGCGUCUCUCUCUCUCACAUACACUGCUUGCUCCUGCCCCACCUUGCCUCGGUGUUCCCUUGCCUUUGACUUUUUACGCCUUCAGAGUUCUCUGAGCGUGGGUGGGCCUACAAAAGACGUGCACUUCCGGUCGUUCUGCGUUGUUGGGGUCGCCGCGCCAGAUCCAGCCCCAUUGGCCCAUCGCCGCGUUUCUUGCGUGCAUGUCCUUUCUCGCCAUCGUGUCCCUCAUACCUUUUACUUUGCGUGAGUUCCCACAGAAAACUCCCACACCACGCGAGGCACGGGUUUCGAGAAUCGCGUUCAUUUCACAAGCACCACCAUCAUUCCGCAUCAGACAACGCCACACACACACACGAAACCAACACCGUCCGUCCUCCCUCCCUCCUGACGUGCUCGCUUCUCUUGCUUCGCCCGCUUCGCCUGCUUCUUGAUUCUUCCUUGUUCCUGUGCCCUUAUUUGCUUGACUUCGACCCCCCUCUCCCCGUUUCCCUCCUCGCGUGCCUCCCACAGACUUGAAUGUGUUGGAUGUGGUUGGUUGCCCCUUGAUUCGCACCACGCAUUUUUUUUCUCUUCUGCUCUCACCACAGCACAACUUCAAUAUCGGAGGGCACCGCACACGACAACGGAGCAUUCAUUCACUCGCCUGUUCAUCACGCACAAGCAGAGUUGAGCUGAGUUGAACUUUCUCUCUCUCUCUCUCUCUGAUUUGAUAUCCCUUUUGCUUGGCGGUUCUCUGCCUUCUUUUAUGUAUCAUCCCAUCUUCCAUCUCUCUCCCUUUCUACCCUCCCUUUCUCUCUCCCUUUCUACCUUCCCUUUCUCUCUCCCUUUCUCUGGCGCCUGCCGUGAUCAUGCCAAACAACGACAACGCCGCCAAUGACAGGCAGUCCCCGCCGUUGUCAGCGGAGGAGCAGCAAGAGCAGGGAUCAGGCGCACGUCCAUCCCCGCCAACACCGCACAAGCAAGAGGAGGACGUGGAUGCCACGCCACCACCAACAACCGCUGCAGGGAAAAGCGCGACCAAGACAUCCAGCGACUCCUCGCGCCGAUACGCGUGCUCCUUCUGCGGUCGCAGCUAUGCUCGCCGCGAACACCUCAGCAGGCACAUUCGAUCCCACAAGGCCCGCACCUCCUGGUACACCUGCUCCAAGUGCAGCCGCCAAUUCUACAGGCGAGACCAUCUCAACUACCAUCUGACGUCGCACGAGGUGCUUCGCAUCUACAUCUGCGCACACGAGGGUUGCGGUGAGAGCUUCAAGGAGAAGGUCGAGCUCACCGCGCACCAGAAGGAGUUCCACCACUUUGGCCUGGAGUACGGCCAGCUGGACCGCGACGGCACCGUGUACAUGGACACGCAGAACCAGCUGCUCACGGAGAACAACCGCUUCCUCAACAUCAAGCCCGUCUCGCAGGACCUCAUGGACGCCAUCCCGCUACCCUCGCAGUUCCGCCGCCCAUACUCUGUUCGCCAGUCGGCGGCAGAGGUGCGGCCGCUGCCCGCCCACAACCCCCACACGCAGCUGUUGCAGCAGCAACAGGAGCAGCGCGAGGCGCAGCAGCAGCAGCAGCGCCAGCAGCUUGAGCAACAGCGGCUCAUGCACCAACAGCAACAACAGCUGCAGCAGAUGCAACAGCAGCAGAUGCAACUGCAGUACCAUCUCAUGCAGCAGUCCCUCGCCCGCCAAUCCAUGCUGCAGCCCCACACACAGCAACUCGCUCACCCGCAACAACAGCAGCAGGCGCAGGCGCAGGUGCUCGCCAUGGGCCUCAACCCCGCCAUGUACAUGUCCAGCACUGGGUGGCCGGCCCAGGCCGUCUCCGCCUUUGCGCAGGCACAACACCAGCAACAGCAACAACAACAGCAACAACAACACCAGCAGCGAUCGUUGCCGGCCCAUGCUUCGGGGAUGCCAGGUAUGCUGGCUGCUGCACAGAGCCAGCAGCGCGCCAUUCCCGGCUUUGGCGGCGUUGGUGUUGGCGGCAUGCCGUUGGGCAUGGGCAUGGGCAUGGGCAUGGGGGUGCCACUGCCCGGCGCAGGCGUCGGCUUGGGCCUCUCCCAGCUGCCUGCCAACGCAGCGCCGUCCGCCCCAAGCAACACCACCGCAUCGCCAUUCCUCUUCCAGCAGCACCAGCAGCAGCCAUCGGUGGCAGGGCCUCAAGAACAGGCCAUUGCUCGCCUCCUUGCUCAGCACCACUACCAGCAGCAGCAGCAGCAGCAGCAGCGGGCGCAGGCGCAGGCACGUGCACCAAACACCGCCCCUCCAGGUGGUGUUCCUGCGCCUGGUGGGCUGACAGUUGGCAACGCUUCCACCAUCCCCACCACUGCCUCAACUUCCUCCCCGGCGCAGGUCACCACAGCAGCUGCACGCUCGGCCCGCCAGCUCGCACAGCGUCCCGCAGAUGGCGACGCGGACAGUGCUGCGUCGUCAUCGUCGUCAUCAUCAUCGUCGUCGGCGUCGUCGGCUGCGUCCUCUGUGGACGGCGGGGACAACGCGCGCAGUGGUGGACAUCUGCAGCAGCAGAGGCCGCAAGUGUCAGCAGCCAGUCGCUCCCGCGCAUUCGCCCGACAGCAGGCGCAGGAAGAAGAAGAGGAGGAAGAGGAGGCGCUGGCCCGUGAGAACGUGGCGAAGAAGGCCAAGCGCACGCCGCCCACCACCGUGACGGCGCCUGCUGUUGCAGGAAAGGUUCAUCAGCAGCAGCAGAAGAAUAAGAAGAAGCAGCAGGAGCAGAAUGCCACAAGGGAGGUGCCGGCGCCUUUGUCGUCUUCCAAGGUUGCUGGUGCACCCCAGCACGUCCCUGCGGCGCCCGACAGCGUUGCCAGCGGCAGCACGACGAGCAGCACGGCCGCAGCUGGCGGCAGAGGCGCGCAGAAGAAGAAGCUGAAGAAGAAGAAGAAGAGGGCCAACAUUCCAGGCAGCAGCAAACCCAAGCUGUCGCUGUUUUCCAUGUCUGCGCAGCCGGGCAAGGACCCUUACAGCAAGUCGUCGCUCACACUGCAUUAUGUGCCGCACGCCAACGGCAUGUUCCCGCGCGUCGCCAAGCCAACGCUCAUCCGCCCCGAGGCCGGCAGCGUGCUGCCUCCGUUUGGGCGCCCCGCACAGGACGUGAGCACUGCAGGUGCGUCAGCAGCGACGACUGCGACGCCCUCAUCCACACCAUCAUCUUCGUGAGCAGCCGUGCGGCUGGCCGCGCAGUCUCCUCUCGUGUCUCGUCUCGUCUCUGCAUAUUUUGUGUUGCGCUGCUCUUCGUUCAUGUCGUUCGCAGUUCUUUUUUUUUUUUCGGUUUGUACCUUCUUUCAUUUGCUUCUUUCUUUCCAUCUGCCUUCGUUUAUUGGGUUUUCUUCGCUCUUUUGCCUUCUUUCAUUCGUUUAUGGCCUCGUGCGACGCCCACACGUUUUACUCAUCUUACUCCUUCAGUUCGUUCAAGAAAUCCAGCCCCCCUUCACCGACCGUGUCACGUGCCCGCAUUCAGUUUUGUAUUCCAUGAAUGCGUCGGUGCACCCUUGCCGCGUGAUUGAUUAUUCGAACGUCUUGACCCCUUGCCUUACAGCUUCCCUUGCCCCUACCCCCUCCCCCUUUCGCCUUUCCCUCACCAUUCCUGACUGUAUUCGUAGCUGUUGCAUCUGAAGUUGUCGUGACGUCAACGUGUUGCUUUGUUGUGCGUGCGCUUUCCUGAUUGGCGGAUCCAGCUUGCCUGGCGGUUGAUUGAAUUUUUGUUUCUCUCUGCAUUGCCUUGCACCAAGGUGUCUGUUGGAUGGGUUUUCGAGUUGACGAUGGCUUGUCUCAAUCUCUCUCUCCCUCCCUCACGUUCGCACGCUUGAUUUGUAUCACUGUCCUUCCUAGAAAACCCGUGUAGAUGCGUCUGGAGUUGCAUAUUAGCCUCUCACGCGUGUAGCUUCUGUUGUUGUUGUUGUUGUUCGGACAUUGCCCUGUUGUCUCCAUAGCCUGCUGUGUUGCUACCGCGUGUAUCUUGUAUCUUGCCCAGCCGUUUUGGCUUAUUAUGUUUUCUCUCGCGACACGCGCAACAAACACUACACAUGGACGUGAUGUGACGGACAGAAGGUCUCAUCAUCAUGCACGCGAAGCAA